AGAUAAGUUAGGUUAUGUUAGGUUAUGAGGCGUGUUUUGUUUUUUCGAUCCCACUUGUUCCCCAUAAAACGCGAACACAAACGCGAUUUUUAAAUAAAUGAAAUGUAUCAAAAAUAAUGUGAAACAUUUUAAUUAAAGAAAAUUUAAAUUUGCAGUUUGAAGAUAAAUUUUAAGUAACUCUUGAAAUGUAUCCAACCCCCAACAGGCACCCGGCAGCGGCGGCAAAUAAAGGGAAAACCUAAAAAGUCAAGGAAAAGAGCCUCGUCUCACAAGCUGAAAAGUGAAGAGAAACCCCAUAUCCCCACAAUUCUAUGAUUAGUCCACAAUUUUUAAUGAAAACUGUGCCAUAGAAUCUUGCUGCUCCAUCACUAAAUCCCUGUCAUUAGAGUACCUACCAUUGACCAGAUACUUAGAGAUAUGUAUAGACAAGGACUGUCCCAAUCAAAGGGUCCUCCACCGCAGGGUGGACAAAUAAAAUUUACAAUAGCGGAUACGUUAGAAAGGAUAAAAGAAGAAUUUAAUUUUUUACAAGCACAAUAUCACUCAUUAAAAUUGGAAUGCGAGAAAUUAGCUAGCGAGAAAACGGAAAUGCAAAGGCACUACGUCAUGUACUAUGAAAUGUCUUAUGGCCUUAAUGUAGAAAUGCACAAACAGACUGAGAUAGCCAAACGACUUAACGCCAUUAUAGCACAAGUGAUGCCGUUUCUAGCACAAGAACAUCAACAGCAAGUUGCCAGUGCUGUCGAAAGGGCAAAACAAGUUACCAUGACAGAACUGAAUGCCAUCAUUGGGCAACAGCAACAACAGGGUCUUCAGCAGUUGCUUCAGCAAAUACACGCACAACAGCUGCCCCACGGAGGUGGUCCAGGAGGUUUGCCGAUGGGACCUCAUCCGGUGCUGCCCGGCAUGGGACCGGCAGCGGCUGCCGGUUUGCUCGGCUUCGGAGCGGGAAUGCCUCCCGGUGCUGCGCCGCAUCCCGCCAGCGUAGCGGGAUCGGCGCAUCCUCUACUGAAACCCGCCGAUCUACAUCCGCGAGUCGCCGAGGAUCUGAAACGACCCAGCAGUACGAAUACUUCUGAUGAAAGACUGAAUUCUCUGUCGCCGGGCGAUAGGGAUAAGUACCGCUCAAGAUCAUCUCCCGAAGUCGACCAGGGAGUCAAACGACGAAAGGAAGAUAAAUUAGGUCACGAGAGUGAUGGGGAGAAGAGCGAUCAGGAUUUAGUUGUUGAUGUUGCAAAUGAGGAAGCGGCAUCGCCACAUACAAACGGAGAUCAUGUGGCAUUAGGAAACUCAAGCGAUAUUCGCGAAAAUGGCGGCUCGAUCAGUGACAAGAUAAAAACGGAAAGGCCACCAAGUAGAAGCGGGUCGUCAUCUUCUAGGAGCACGCCAUCGCUCAAAAGUAAAGAUGAAAAACCCCUGACGCCCGGUUCGAAACCCCGUUCAACGACGCCUAACCUGGGAGCAGGAGCUGGUCCUCCGGGUGGUUCCAAAGCAGCCCCAGGCGGACCUCUAGGACCCUACCCCCCAUAUCCUGGUUUAGGCGCGCCGCGAACGCCUGAACACCAAAUACCCCCAUACGCACAGGCGCCACCUUACGGGCGACCUCCACCGCAAGGAAUUCCUGGAGCUUAUGACGGUCAUCCCCAUACUAGGGCUCCGCCUUUGGCUACGAACGGGUUGGGGAAUGUACCUGGAGGCAAACCGGCAUACUCAUUUCACAUGAACGGUGAAGGGCAGCUACAACCGGUGCCAUUUCCGACGGACGCGUUAAUCGGUCCAGGAAUUCCGCGACAUGCGCGCCAAAUAAACACUUUGAAUCAUGGAGAAGUGGUCUGCGCAGUUACGAUAUCAAAUCCAACCAAAUAUGUAUAUACAGGAGGAAAAGGUUGUGUCAAGGUGUGGGAUAUUAGCCAGCCCGGCAGCAAGAGUCCGGUCAGUCAGUUAGAUUGUCUGCAACGGGAUAAUUACAUCCGUUCAGUCAAGUUGCUACCCGACGGCCGAACUCUUAUUGUUGGAGGAGAGGCAUCGAAUCUCUCCAUAUGGGACUUGGCUAGUCCAACACCGAGAAUCAAAGCCGAAUUGACCUCUUCAGCGCCUGCGUGCUACGCGCUUGCGAUUAGUCCUGAUUCAAAAGUUUGUUUUAGUUGUUGUUCGGAUGGUAAUAUUGCCGUUUGGGAUUUACACAACCAAACGCUGGUCAGACAAUUUCAGGGUCACACUGACGGGGCCUCCUGCAUAGACAUAAGCUCAGACGGUACAAAAUUGUGGACCGGCGGUUUGGAUAACACUGUCCGUAGCUGGGACUUGCGGGAAGGAAAACAGUUGCAGCAGCACGACUUUAGUUCUCAAAUUUUCUCUUUAGGGUAUUGUCCGACUGGCGAAUGGCUUGCUGUUGGCAUGGAAAACUCACAUGUCGAGGUUCUUCAUGCAACUAAACCAGAUAAAUAUCAACUGCAUCUGCAUGAGAGCUGUGUUUUAAGUUUACGAUUUGCCACUUGUGGUAAAUGGUUCGUUUCUACUGGUAAAGAUAAUCUAUUGAAUGCUUGGAGGACGCCGUAUGGUGCCAGUAUUUUCCAGUCCAAAGAAUCUUCGAGUGUUCUCAGUUGUGAUAUCUCAACAGACGAUAAAUACAUUGUGACAGGAUCAGGUGACAAAAAAGCGACAGUUUACGAAGUGAUAUAUUGACAGUGUUAGUGAACUCUCUCUAGUAGUGGGACCAGAUUUCAAACAUAAUCGCGCUGAAACAUCUCCGUGUGUGAAAUGUCGCAAAAUUUUUUAGCUUAUUGUGAGGAAAAGACUUUGGAAAAGCACAGGAUCGUUAUUUUAUGUCAAAGUUUUUUUUUUUACACAGAAUAUUUUAAAGUUUUAUUCUGACAUUGGAAAUAAAUCUUUAUGUGACAACUAUACUUUUUUUUGUGUUUUAUUCAAAAACUUUUUAUAAUACAAAAUAUCAAUUCCUUACGUUAAAAGUCACAAUUUUAGCUAACACAGCAGCUCUCCUGUCAGUAUUCUGAAAUAAUGCCUUGAUAAGCCCUUUCAACUCGUCUCCUUCAAAUUGCAAUGCCAAUGGUCCUUUUCCAUCAGCCCAUCUAUCAUUAAUUUGCAUCAAACUUGAAUUCAAAACAAAACUGAGUUCGUUUAAUUUAUACCACAAAGGUACGUACAGUGCAACUUCAUUGGGAUUAAUAAACAAUUUUGGUGCUCUUGUCAGUAUUAGUUUGAUAACUUCCACUAAAUCUUCUGCAACUUUUGCUGGAAUGUCUUCAAAUUUUAUUAUGUCUCUAAUAAGGCAUCUACAUAAAGCGUUCACAAUUAUGCCUAUAUUUUUAUUGUAGACUUCAUAGGGGAGUACUUUAUGCCAAACAGUCCGGAGUAAUUCUUGUUGCCUCAAGCAUUGUCUAAUGCUUUUUUCUGUUUUUGAGUCUAAUUUUUGAAUGGUACGGCCUUCUAGUUGCGCGCCUUCCAUUAUUUCUUCAAUUUGUUUAACUUGACCAUCAAUAUAUAUCUGAAACAACUCGUGCUCUACUGAGGAGAAUUGACCAAUUUCUUUACUAAAAUCACACGUGUCUAAAACGUGUCUCAAUUGGCUGCAAUACUCCAUAUUCCAUUUUACCAAAGUGUAAGAUAUGUAUUGGCAAUUAUUUAAAAACACUGCGAUUUGUUGGGGUAGAGUUGUCAGAUAGGUUUUAUGGAAUUCAGGAACAAAAGUUAAAUAUUUUGACAAAAUGUUUGUGACAGUGGUAAAAAGACGACCGCUGCAUUCUGGUGACGCUCCUAAAGCUUUUUGGAGAAUUUCUUCACAAAAUUUCAAGAGUUCUUGGACGUUUUUUGAAAUGGCGCAUUGAGAAAACUCCAAUUCCACAUUGC
Messenger RNA from Ceutorhynchus assimilis (cabbage seed weevil), 3867 nucleotides. The record is from the annotation of a GenBank genome assembly. NCBI's taxonomy places the organism in Eukaryota, Metazoa, Arthropoda, Insecta, Coleoptera, Curculionidae.